AUGUAUGACGCCGUUGUCAUCGGAUCAGGAGUCGUCGGACUAUCCAUCGCUCUCGAACUUCAUAAUCGAGGAAUCAAAGUAGCCGUGGUAGCAAGGGACAUAGCGGACGAUUCCAACAGUAUAGGUUUCGCUAGUCCAUGGGCUGGAUGUAAUUGGUAUUCAUUUGCCAACGGUCGAUCGGAUCCAGCGUCAGAAUGGGAUGAAAUCACUUAUAAAGGGUUGGAGAAAGUAGCCAAGGAAAGACCUGAUCUCUGUGAAAAGAUACCAGUGUGGGAUGUUUAUAGUAGAAAGAAGAAGGAGGAAGAGAAACCGUGGUACAAGGAUUUGGUAACUGACUAUAGAGACCUCGAAGCCACUCCCUCAAACCCUCUACCGGGUGGUAAACCAUACGCCACAAAUUUCAAAACAUGGUGUUUGCACGCACCGAAUUACACUCGAUAUCUAGGUGACAAACUUCGUUCACUGGGUGUACCCCUUAUCCGACAUCGACUUUCAUCUCUUGACGAGGCCUACAAUCUCCCUUCGACCGGUAGAGUCAACUUGGUCAUCAAUGCCACAGGUCUAGGAGCUAGGUCGUUGAUUGGUGUGGAAGAUGAGAAGGUCUAUCCUGCACGAGGUCAGACGGUGUUAGUUAAAGCUCCUUGGGUCAAGGAACAGAUAUUUCACGUCGAAGGGUUCUUUGCUGGUAAGGAUCAAGAUGGUGAUGAGACUGCGAAAGCACCACCUCAAGCAGCUUAUAUCAUCCCCCGUCCCGGACCAGAAGGUCACGUUGUCCUGGGUGGACAUUAUCGAGUGGGCGACUGGUCUACCUGCGCAGAUCUCAAGGAGGCCGAACGAAUCUUGAAAGACUGUUAUAACCUUUGUCCGAGACUAGCCGGACCCAACGGUCGUUCGUGGAGGGACAUCGAAGUGAUAGCUCAUAAUGUCGGAUUAAGACCUGCUAGAGAAGGUGGAGCAAGAGUGGAAUUGGAACAUCGACAAAUUGGUAAAAAAGGUUUUACCUCUAUCAAUCCAACGACGGUAAAUGAUGAUAUGGGAAGGAAAGUUGCGGUUGUUCAUGCUUAUGGUGUGGGUGGUGCUGGAUUCCAGAAUUCCAUGGGUCUAGCUGUUAAAGUAUCAGACCUCGCUGUUGGAUAUCUCAAGAGCUCGUCAUCUAACAGAGCUAGAUUGUAG
Kwoniella botswanensis is the source of this 1173-nucleotide messenger RNA. RefSeq lists its product as uncharacterized. Gene Ontology annotation, biological process: D-amino acid catabolic process. The transcript is spliced from 5 exons. NCBI's taxonomy places the organism in Eukaryota, Fungi, Basidiomycota, Tremellomycetes, Tremellales, Cryptococcaceae. Gene Ontology annotation, cellular component: cytoplasm. The record is from RefSeq and is a predicted model, not a curated record. Gene Ontology annotation, molecular function: FAD binding; D-amino-acid oxidase activity. Bases 1 to 1173 code for a protein of 390 amino acids.